Paramecium sonneborni is the source of this 1062-nucleotide messenger RNA. The record is from the annotation of a GenBank genome assembly. NCBI's taxonomy places the organism in Eukaryota, Ciliophora, Oligohymenophorea, Peniculida, Parameciidae.
CAUAAGUUUAUUAGAGAAAUGAACCUUGAUGACAUUUAUAAUUGGUAUAAACUAUGCAUAAGAGUAUAGGAUUCUUCAACAUCCAUAAAACUAUCCUGGAAAACAAUAGGAAUCUCAACCAAGAACUGUUUAAUCUUAUAAGCCUCUAGAACCUAAAGCUUAAUUUCAUAUUAUUGUAAAGGCCACUGCUGAAUACAUAAAAGAGAAAAUGCUAAAUGGAAAUGUAUUUAUAAAAAUUACAUAAAAAGGGAGUAAAUAUGAAAGAAUUGGGAGCAUUUACAAUGGAAGUAAUUUCCGAUUAUGUGAAACCUCUAUAACAUUCAGGAUUCAAUAUGACCCAAGACUUAGCUAUUCAGAGAGCAGAUAGAAAACAUGUUCAUUAAAUAAGGUACCCAAUUUUUAUAUAAAAUUUAUAGACCUUGUUUUGUUCCUGACAAUGCAUUCAAAUAUUUUUUAGCUCGUUAUCCAGGCAAAGAGGAAAUUACUAAACCUUUGAGUCAGCAUUCAAUUUAUUAGAAAGGAUUUGGAAUGAACUUCUGCAAUCCAGGUCCAAUAGCAGCAUCAAGGUUAGUAAUAAUUAAUACUGAUUAAGUUAUCUUGGUAAAGAUGUAGUACAAUCUGUUCAUUCUUCUUUGAUUAAAGCAAUACAUGAUCUUACUAGACUUGGACAUGAUUUAAACAUUGAUUUUGGAUUUAUUAAGAUAUCUGUAUAAAAUAGAGACAUGAAAUAUAAAUAUGAUCAAUCAUUUAUUUAAAGACUUAACUAAACAGAUUAUGAACUAAAAGUAAAUAUAGAAUAUUAUAUAAGAUGCGUAAAUCUGAUUUAGGAACAUCAUAACAUUGGACUACUACUUAUUAAGAGAAAUGGUCAAAGAGCACGUAAUAUAUUAUAAUUAAUCAUAUAGAUUAAAUAAUUUAUUAACCAGACCUAAUCCAAAUUAAGUGUAAGAAAAUUAUGAGAAAUCAAUGGCUUUGAAGAUAAUGUCAUUAGAUUUGAAUACAGCAGAACAUACCAAUUACAGUAAAAAGUAAAAAGUAUAAUUACCAACACUUAAUAAAUGA